This is a messenger RNA of Tuber melanosporum (Perigord truffle), 2610 nucleotides long. RefSeq lists its product as uncharacterized. Gene Ontology annotation, biological process: arachidonate metabolic process. Gene Ontology annotation, cellular component: membrane. NCBI's taxonomy places the organism in Eukaryota, Fungi, Ascomycota, Pezizomycetes, Pezizales, Tuberaceae. The record is from RefSeq and is a predicted model, not a curated record. Bases 71 to 2242 code for a protein of 723 amino acids. The transcript has 3 exons.
CGAAGAAGGACCACUCACUCGUACACCGACUACCACCUUACACUACACCACUACGACUAGCAUCUAGCUCAUGAUCUCUCCAAACGAAACCGUCCGGAGGGGUGGUCGCGGCCUGUCCUACGAUCCUGCCACGGGAACUUACACGCGCCCCCGCAAAUCGUCGCAGACGGCGCCGCCACCACUACCACCCAAAGAGAUAGACCCGUCAUACUCGAACGAAUACAUUUACUCGCCCAUCACCAAGGAGACUCACCGAGUCGCCGAACUCGACGGCGAUUCUGAUGCGGGAAGAUUAGAUUUGGAGGACAAGCUGGGGGACUCAUCCAAGAGCGAGCAGAGACGAUGGAAGGAAAAACAGAAAGCCAAGAGAUUACCGAAAAAGAAGCGGCAACUGAGAAUCUUAUCACUAGAUGGCGGCGGAAUAAGAGGUUAUUCUACACUUGUUAUCCUUCAAGAGUUGAUGCACCAGAUAUAUGUCCAGACUCAUAAUGGGAAAGGGCCCAAAACUCCUGCCGAUCUUCCUCGACCAUGCGACUACUUCGAUUUGAUUGGUGGCACUGGGACUGGGGGGUUGAUCGCCUUGAUGUUGGGGAGGAUGAGGAUGGAUGUUGAGAGCUGUAAGGAAUACUACGUGCAGUUAACGCGUUAUGUUUUCAUCACAGACAAGACUAUUUUGGGAGUACCUUACGGGAAAACUUUGUUCAAGUCUAGUCGUCUGGAAGAAGCUAUCCGGCACUGCGUCCGAGAGAGCACCAAGUUCGACACGGACAAAAUUAUUCCGCAUUCCCCGCCUCCAACGAGUCCUCCAGCCAUGACGCACAAAAGGACUGACUCAUGGGCGGAUCGGAUUUCUCCAAUCCGUCGCCGCGCCUCUUCACUCGAUCGUGAUCAACCCCGCGGCCGACGCGGAUCGGGCGGGACUCGGAAAGCGGGGAAUCCCGAAGCUCCCCUGUUUGACAAUCGACCCGGUAGGUGUCGGACGUUCGUCACGGCUGUUUACAAGGGUACAUCGCCAGAGUCGGCCGCGCCACCAGUAUUGUUGCGCACUUAUCCAUCGGCGGCCGAAAGCACUCCAUCGUAUGAUUGUAAAAUCUGGCAGGCCGGUCGAGCGACAUCGGCUAUUGAAUUCGCUUUCAAACCGAUUACAAUCGGACAAAACACCUUCCUAGACGAGGGUAGUGGGAUAUACAAUCCGGCCAUGCAAGCCCUGGAAGAAGCGCGAAACAACGAGUUCCCCGGCGAUGAAAUCUCCGUAUUCGUUUCUAUCGGCACGGGCAAGCGCCAUGAAGCCCCCCCCCAAUCACCGGGCCGUCACCGAACUAGCCGUGGUGAACGGCACCACAGCAACCAUAGCUCUGUAUCCCUCAGUCAGCAAAAGCCGCCCUGGUGGGAGGGCCUGAUAUCCUCGCCCUUCGAAGGUUUCGCUGAGGCGCGAAAGCGGCUCUACUCCAAGGUGGACGACUGCGAGCGCGUGCACAGGAUCCUCAUCGACGGCGAGGACGGUGGGCGCCCGGGACUGGCUAAAAUGGGUGUGCCGAGGGAAGACUACUACCGCUUCAACGUGGAAGUCGGUGUCGGCGAGUUUGCUCUGAAUGAGUGGAACCGCCUAACGGAAGUCAGCACGGGCACCCGGCGAUACCUUAGCCAGCGCGAAACUAGCGGCCUGGCGCGCGAGUGCGCUUCCAAGCUCGUGAGGAUAGAUAAAGCUAACACCGCACCCGCAGGAGAAUUUCUCAACCCAAAGCACCUCGACAAAGAAGCCUUCCCCCAAUCCUCCCCCAUAAGACCCAAACCCUCCAUCCCCCCACAAGACAUCGCAGAACUAAGCGCCGAGAUCGACCACGCGACAGCUGAUUGGGCCUCCCCUACGGCUUCCUCCCCACCCCCAGUCUCCCGACACGACACGCACCCGGCCUUCCGAGUAAUCCUGCCCGACCACCGUCACCACAUCCCGCAAUCACCAACAACUGAAGCGAUGACUAUGGACCAGGUUAUGACGCCAGAAAUACGGGUGCAGGAACCACCGCAGUUACCGCCGAAGCAACCGAAACCCGGACGUCCGCUGUAUCAUCAGGAACACCCGUACUAUCAGGCCGCGCAGGAGAUGCCUACGCCGAAUCCGGAGAUUAGGGUGACGAGUCCGACAACCGUGGCAGGCGGAGAUAGCGAUGAUGAGAGGAGGGGCGGGGUUCCACUUGGUGGGGGGAGGAGGAGGAGGAGGAGGAGCACCGGGAGGCGGUAGAAGUGGGGGUCUCUUUGUAUCCUUUCUUGUUUUUUUCUAGUUCCAUUUGUUUUGUUUAUUAAUGGGCGGGAAGAAGGUUGUGCUGAGCCAGCAGGAAUAUCCUUUUUUUUUUUCUCUACUUUUUUCUCUUCCUCCUAGAAAUAUUCCCUACCGUCCUCUAUUGUCUCUACCGAUUCCCUUUUUCCACCGGGCUAGCCGGGGGUCUCGCCUACCAGUUCGACCCAUCCUCAUCCACUCUAGCGCGAUCUUAGUUUUCUCCCUCCACCCCCAUUUCCUUCCCCGAUCCACAAGCAAGUAAGCAGCCGCAAGCGCGAUACCUUACUGCGCGCAGAUUAAUGUAUUUAAUGGUAACGAUGAUUCGUUUCCCC